This is a messenger RNA of Penicillium longicatenatum, 1386 nucleotides long. RefSeq lists its product as uncharacterized. The transcript has a single exon. The record is from RefSeq and is a predicted model, not a curated record. NCBI's taxonomy places the organism in Eukaryota, Fungi, Ascomycota, Eurotiomycetes, Eurotiales, Aspergillaceae. Gene Ontology annotation, biological process: regulation of DNA-templated transcription. Gene Ontology annotation, molecular function: DNA-binding transcription factor activity. The coding region runs from base 1 to 1386 and encodes 461 amino acids.
AUGUCGGAGCCUCUACGUGCUGCUCCAUUGUCAGACGAUGCGACUCAAGAUCGCAGCGUGAUGGACAGUGAGCAUGGUCCCGGACCCCGCCAUUCAUCUCGUCGACCACCGCUACGGGCUCGCCCACAGUCCUGGCAUCCAUAUGGGCCGGUAGAGCCACCACUGGAAGCGACUUCGUCAAGGGCUAUUGGGGUACACUCUAUCCUAAAUCCGCCAGCGCAGACAAUGGAAGCGGCGGGCAGUCGGGAUCUACGCAGUCUGUCUGGAACAGCUUCGCCUCGACCACGGAAGGGUUCUUCACCUGCUCCUCGUUCUAUGCACUCUCUGCAACAACCACUAUCUCCCAGAUCUAUUGGACGGCCGGGCAUAAACCCUGGCUCACCAUCAGCACGGUUUGUGGGUGGUGGGAGGAGUGGACAAUCGAGUGUUACUCACUCACCAUUAGUUCCUAAUGAGCCUCUGGGUAUGCGUCAGACUCCUACUAGCCCUCCUCUGCCUCUGGAUUCGGCACUACGCCCCAUUACUUCAUUACCAGGCACUCAACCACCCGUGACAGCAUCUUUACACUCUACGCCCAGCCUUCAUUCGCGACGGACUAGUGCAGGACCGGCACCACUGACAAACCGCGCGUCCCAGGAGACGAGUCCAACCACACCCCAUUCAACCUACAAUCAUCUUGGACGUGGAUCUCCAGCCAUCACCAUGGCCUCCAUACCAGCAAGUGUCACCCAAUAUGCAGCAGUACCAGCUCCCUACAUGACAAUGGAAGCCAUGGCUAGAGGCGUACCCGCAACAGCCGGACCACGCAGUCUGGUUGAAGACACCGGAGCAAGAGUGGCAAGCCCGGUACCAGGUACGCCAGGCAGCACAACCUCGAUAGGUGGCCUAAUACCAUGCGUCAUGGACCUUAAAUCCGGAUCCAGCAGUCAGGCCGAAAAGCGCAAAGCAAACAGUGAUGCCUCUCGCCGUUUUCGAAACCGCAAGCGAAACGAGGUACAACUGGAGCAGCGGCUUUCGGCACAACAAGAUGAGAUCCGUCGUCAAAGUGAGGAGAUUCGAUCUCUCAUCCACCAGCGAGAUCAUUAUAGAGCUGAGCGUGAUUUCUUUCGCGAACAAGUUGGUCACUCGACCUCUCUGAGCUCGUUACCACCGAGACCGCCGUCGCCACGUUCGGCGCCCUCUGCUUCGCUUCUGCCUGCUCCGACUGAAACGGCCCCUGCCUCAUCGAGGCCACAGGGAAGUUGGCCAGGGACACCGGGCCCAUCACCAUAUGCAUCUAUGCCUCAUGGCACUGCCCCGUCUUUAGGGAGGGAUGUGGCGGCUUCUGGACCACCGGUUGCUGGAGGGCCUUUGCCGCCGUUUCAGGGCUCAUGGCCUCGGCCUUAA